CAACGUCCGAUCAGCACUGUAAACAGCAAUAGAGGCGGCAACUGCUCUUGCUGUGAGCUCAUCGUGUAUGACGACGAGCGCAGCCAUGUCGACCUCCACCGAUGCCCCGGUUGAAAUCCCCAAGCCUGAGCGUCCUACGCCUGGCGCGCGCAUGCCGUCGCUGAACCAGUUGGCAGCCCGCAUUAACCUCAACCCGCCGGCGACAUCCUCGUCCUCCGCGUCACGACCUCGCCUCGCCGCUGCGCUCCUGCGCACCGGCUCCCAGGUAUCUCUGUCCUCGAACGCGACAUCUGUUGCGGACUCGACUGCUGUAAACGCUCCGAGCACGAGGUCGACGUCUCCCGCCGCCCUCUCGACGUCACCGCCCCACAGCACGUCCCACACUCCAGUCGGUGACAAGGGUGAACCUUUGACGGCGGAGAAGCUCGAGAAGCUAAAUGAGGAGGUUCAGCAGGAAGAGGUAGAUACGGCUGCGUCAGAGUCCAAGAAGGUCAACUAUCCGAGGGGGUACAAGAACAUCCCCAGCCUGGACGCCAUCACUGCUCGCCUGGCGAAGGCAAGGACUCUCAGUGUCGAUGGCACAGCCAAGCCCCCCGAGCCCGAGACGAUAGAGGACCCAAAGACACCUGGGUUACGUGUCAAGGCUCCUGAGCAUCCCCUCGAACAUCCAUGGAUGAUUUACCACGAUUGCAAGUCCAAGAUGCCAUUUACGCCUGCAACCGCUCCGGGCGAGAAUCCCCUUCCUUCUGCGCACCUUGCUGCGGACACCGACGAAUACGAGGCCGGUCUUACAGUGAUUGGCGAGUUCGACACUGUUGAGUCCUUCUGCCGGUACUUCAACUGGCUCAAGCCCCCCUCAAAGCUCGAGCGCAAUUCGAACUAUCACCUCUUCAAAUCGGGCAUCAAGCCGAUGUGGGAGGACGACGCCAACACGAACGGCGGCAAGUGGGUGCUCACGAUGAAGAACAAUCCGCAGCUGCUUGAUCGCUGCUGGGCCUGGCUGGCAAUGGCACUCGUUGGCGAGGACCUCGACGAAGGGGACGAGAUCUGUGGUGCAGUUGUCAGCUUGCGAAGCAAGGUCGAUCGUAUACAGCUGUGGACGCGUAGCAAGGACGACGUCGAGAAGAUUAAUGGUAUCGGUAAGAAGAUGGUCAAGCUUCUUGAUGUUUCGGAGGCGGAUGGUAUUGGAUUGGAGUUCCAGUACAAUACGGAAGAUCGUCCUACCCCAAACAAGUUCCUCUCGAUCCAGGCACUUCCGCAGACGGCAUACCGCAGUUCGUUCCACGUAAAGCCUGGCUUCAGCAGCCCCGUCUCCGCAGCUGGGGAAGGUCCCGGAGCCGCUCCUGCCGCUGCUCCUGGACCGGGCGGUGCCUUUGCCGGCUUCGGCGUGGGAGGUGGAGGUGUACUCGGCGGCAACGGGUGGAGGAGCAAGCGGCCGUGAUCUGGAGACGACACGAAACGAAGGGCUGUAAUCGCGUGUACCUAUAGGGAUCUCAUGAGCUCAAAUAAGUUGUACUAUACUCGUCGUGUCUACGGGCUCGGUCUGGAUCUACGCAUCUCUUGGCGGAAAGAUCAUACUCUGCGUUUGUUUUGUGAUGCGACCUGACCAAGCUGGCCUUGCCGUCAGAACUGGUCCCAGAAGUCUACAGAACCGUUCCAAGGGCCGCUUAUAGGUAUGUCCCUAUCAACACGCCAGUCGGAGAACCAUCCAUGACGAUAAUCUUUGUGGCAAGUGAGCUCUACUUGCAGUUCAUUGAGGCUUUCCCUGAACGAAGGGCUCAGGCCCCGCAUUGUCAUCGCGGGCACCUUCAGUGUAUGCAAGGGACAGUCAACGUCGACCCGGUGUCUCACGAACGCGAGCAACGGAUGCUCGGGAAUGUCUUGGUGCACCGACAAGGUCCGUAGCAAGGGCCAGGCAACGAUUCCAGAGGACUCGUGCAUGUGCCGCACUGCGUGUAGGAGCUCCAGCAGUUGCGCGCCGAGCAGCUCCAGCUCCUCGAGGUUUGGCAACGUGUUGAUAAGUACAGUGGGUGAGUCUGCAGUGGACAGACAGUUACUAUCGUCCCACAACG
This is a messenger RNA of Phanerochaete carnosa HHB-10118-sp, 2072 nucleotides long. RefSeq lists its product as uncharacterized. Lineage: Eukaryota; Fungi; Basidiomycota; Agaricomycetes; Polyporales; Phanerochaetaceae. Gene Ontology annotation, biological process: translational initiation. The record is from RefSeq and is a predicted model, not a curated record. Gene Ontology annotation, cellular component: eukaryotic translation initiation factor 4F complex. The coding region runs from base 86 to 1441 and encodes 451 amino acids. Gene Ontology annotation, molecular function: RNA 7-methylguanosine cap binding; translation initiation factor activity. The transcript has 4 exons.